This is a messenger RNA of Cryptotermes secundus, 2136 nucleotides long. RefSeq names its product protein regulator of cytokinesis 1. NCBI's taxonomy places the organism in Eukaryota, Metazoa, Arthropoda, Insecta, Blattodea, Kalotermitidae. The transcript has 8 exons. Gene Ontology annotation, molecular function: microtubule binding. Gene Ontology annotation, biological process: microtubule cytoskeleton organization; mitotic spindle midzone assembly. Gene Ontology annotation, cellular component: spindle; cytoplasm; mitotic spindle midzone. Bases 173 to 1120 code for a protein of 315 amino acids. The record is from RefSeq and is a predicted model, not a curated record.
AACAAUCUGUUCGUUAUUUUCAUAAUACUGUAGCGUACUAUAGUGCGUUGAUAGGUGUUUUGAAAGGUAUUGUUUGGUGGAAUAUGGUAAUCUGUGAUUUUAUAUGAUCCCGAAUCAUUAUUUAUAACACGUUAAGGGAAAUUUGAGAUAUUAUAUCAUACAGCAUCGUGAUAUGUUCGGAACAUUCAGUUAUAGUAAAAUGUCACGUCCGUGGUUGCCUUCACUGAAAGAAAUUGUUGGGGAUGUAGAACGAGCAUUUGUGGAGUUACAUUCCUGCUGGGAAGAAGAAAAUCUCAGCAAGGAGGAAAAGUGUAAAAACAUGAAUGAAGUUCGUCAAGAACUGUUGCUUUUCUGGGAAGAAAAAAUACGUGAAGGAAAGCUCCAUCUAUUGAAGUAUAAGAUAAAAAAUUUACGAGAUGAAAUACAGAUAUGGUGGGAGAAAUGUUUCCUCAGUGAGGAUGAGAAACAAGAAUUUGACGAUUAUAAGUCAACAGAUUACACAAAUCAACUCUAUGUUUCUCAUGUAGAGGAAUUAGGAAGACUGAAAAGAAAAUUUUAUAGAAAUGAAUCUUUAUAUCUUCUGAUUGAAAAGCAACAGGACACAUGGAAACGUGUAGUGAACAUGGAUAAACAGCUAUAUAAUCCAGAGAGGCUGUUCCAAAACAGAGGUGCUCAGCUGUUGCAAGAAGAGAGAGAGAGACGGGCUGCACAAAAAGAUUUGCCACAACUUGAAGAACUAAUAAAGAAGGAGACAGAAUUAUAUGAACGGGAGCAUGGAAGACCAUUCUUACUAUAUGGACAGAGUUUCUCUGAUAUGAUCUUAUAUCAGAAGGAGCAACAUAAAGAGAAUCAGAAGUCACUUAAGAUUACCAAGAAAAAAUGUGAAAAUAGUGCUGCCCCUUCAACUGCACCUAAGACGAUAACUUCAGUCUCCAAACUGAAAAGGAAACUAGUCAGUAACAUCCAGAGUCCAGCUAGCGCACAGGAUAAACAAGCAAGGGUAGCAUCAUGUGAGAAGCAUGCUUCCCACCCUGUUGAAGCCUCUCGUCCAAAACGUGGCUUGAAAGUCCGGCAGAAGCUAAUUGAGAGGACAGUCAGUGUUCCUGCUGCACAGCCUUGACACAGUCUUGUACUUCUUCCAUGAUAAUUUCAGUUUGGAUUCAUAUAGACCAUAAGGAGCAACAACUUUAGUAACAUACAAGACUGAAAUAUGAGGAAGGCUGAUUUUCAUCGGGAGUUAAUAUUUAUGUUAUGGGUAAAUGUAGCUUGUAUAUCUUGAGGUCUGAGAAAGUAGUUUUGAAUUCAAACAUAGUGUAUUUAUAUUGACCUUAAUUUUUUGCCUUUUGUGCCUCUAGUUAGUAUUUACUUUUGUAAAGCAAUGAAUUUUCAUUCUGACUGAAAGAAUAUGAUGUGAUCUUUUCAUGAUCCCAUGCCGAAGACUGUUUAUUGUGGAAGAAUUGACUUUAAAUGGAGCGAUAUACUUUCGCACAUGACCUUUGACAUUACGCAUUCGAUAACCUUGCCAUACAGAUUCCACUAUUUUGAAUACAAAAGAAUAAAUAUUGUAUUUGUCAUGUCAUAUUCUUAUUUUAAAUACAUUUUCAUGUUUUAUCAUUGGGUACCAACAUUUUGAAAUAUGGGGUUGUUUUUGCUUAAAAGCUCAAGAUGUAUGUAAGUGUAAUGAAGAUUUGCAAAUUAUGGAGUAGUAAAAUAUUUUAUGUCAGGUUGCUGGAUCCAGAAGUAUGUUCAUCCACUCAUCAUAGAUGAAUUAACAAGAUAAUGCAAGUACAUUUGUAUUUGUAUUUAUUGUAAGUUGUAAGUAUUAAAGAGAUUUGCAGAUUUGAUGUUAACAGCAGUGAGAGGGAGAGGAAAAUAUGAACUUGACGACAUGAAAUGUAAGGCCUUCCACCAAAGGCUGUGUACUUUAGCAAACUGUGGUUGUCUGAAUGGAGGUGAAUAUGCACACUUUCCAAACUGGCACAGAGGUAUUACAGAUCGUCCACUAAACAUACAUUUAUUGGUGUGAAAAUGCACAAAUAAUAGUGAACUGUGAAUGAUCCUGUCCUGUUGGGAUUUUUGUACAUUGUGGCUCCUGUCUUUCAACCAUGAUGAAAGUAAAGAAAUUAAUUACCUUGA